This is a messenger RNA of Tachyglossus aculeatus (Australian echidna), 1762 nucleotides long. RefSeq names its product transmembrane protein 163 (gene TMEM163). The transcript is spliced from 8 exons. Gene Ontology annotation, cellular component: synaptic vesicle membrane. Bases 13 to 837 code for a protein of 274 amino acids. Gene Ontology annotation, molecular function: zinc ion binding. The record is from RefSeq and is a predicted model, not a curated record. NCBI's taxonomy places the organism in Eukaryota, Metazoa, Chordata, Mammalia, Monotremata, Tachyglossidae.
CGCCCUGCCGCCAUGGAGCCGGGCUCCUUGCCCCCCGGCGGCCCCGGCGCAGCGCCCUCCCCGGCUCCCGGCGCCCCCGGCGCCGCGCCCUCCCCGCCGGCCGGGGAGCCGGCCGAAAGGCUCCGGCUCAGCGAAAGCGGACAGUCCGGCGACGGCCUCGAGGGCAGAGGGCUCCUGGAGAGCAGCACCAGGCUGAAGCCCCAUGAGGCCCAGAGCUACCGGAAGAAAGCGCUGUGGGUAUCCUGGUUCUCCAUCGUCGUGACCCUGGCCCUGGCUAUUGCUGCCUUCACGGUCUCUGUGAUGAGGUUCAGCGCCUCUGCUUUUGGGUUUGCUUUUGAUGCCAUCCUGGACGUCCUGUCUUCGGCGAUUGUCCUGUGGCGCUACAGCAAUGCUGCGGCUGUGCACUCGGCACACAGGGAAUACAUAGCCUGUGUCAUCCUGGGGGUGAUAUUUCUCCUGUCGUCCAUCUGCAUCGUGGUUAAGGCCAUCCAUGAUCUCUCCACCCGACUGCUUCCAGAAGUGGACGACUUUCUGUUCAGCGUGUCCGUCCUCAGCGGGAUCCUGUGCAGCGUCCUGGCCGUGCUCAAGUUUCUGCUGGGGAAAGUGCUGACCAGCCGGGCCCUCAUCACGGACGGCUUCAAUUCGCUGGUGGGGGGUGUUAUGGGCUUCUCCAUCCUGCUGAGCGCCGAGGUUUUCAAGCACAACUCAUCCAUCUGGUACCUGGACGGCAGCAUCGGUGUGCUGAUUGGGCUCACCAUCUUCGCCUAUGGGCUCAAGUUGCUGAUGGACACGGUGCCACGGGUGCGGCAGACACGCCACUACGAGAUGUUUGAGUGAAGCCAGGCGGAGUGGGGGCAAGCCGGGCAGGCCAACCAGGCCAAGGGCAGCACAGCUUCUUGCGGGGUGAUCCCGGCCCAUGGUACCCUCAGGUUUGACUGGACUGACUUCCUCCUUCUCGGGGACGUACUGGGGGUGUGUGUGUGGCCUAGCGGGAAGUGUCUGCCCCUCUUUUCCCUGGCUCCCCUUUCCCCUCUCCCCUCCCCAUUGGCCAGGUGAUCCCCAGCUCUCUAGCCCCGCCCCCAGGCUCAGGAAGGGGGUGCCCCCGAGGGCUGGGUGUGAUCUGCAUCAGAGCCCCAGUUGAACACCUCCUGGUUCAGGCCCCAGUGGUCAUAGGCCAAGCUGGGCUCCUGCCAAGCCAGCGUUUCCUCUGCCUAGUUUCUAACCUGCUGCCAAGCUUCAUCUGCGCGCACCCCGCACACACACACACACAAGAGCACAUGCGUGCGCGCGCGCACACACACACACACACACAUACACAAACACACACUGACCCAUUCGCAGCCUAGUCCUCAGUGUCACUUAGGCCAGGCUGAGUCUUCCCGGAGUCCUCAUGUGCCACCACAAAUGGCUUUGCCAGGACCGAUCUGGUGCACAGCCGGUCACACCUGGUCCUGGGACUGAGGGGAAGGGUGGGUCCACUGCUGAGCCCGCUACCCCGAUGACAAUGAUGUAAUGGUGCCCAUGGAUCAUCCCCGACUGUGCCGAUGCCCAGAUUGGUGCUGGUGGUGCCCUUCGCCGGCUUUGAGCCCUUGGGGCUGGGGUUGGGGUUGGGUCCGGAACAUAUUCUGUGUCAUGUUAGAUUUAGACUCUGUGUGAAAACAUUCACCCGGCACCAGGCAAUCCUGUACCUGCUCUGUCCUGGUUGCCCUCGGGAUGGUGUUUGGUCAAUAAAGCUGUCUGUCUAUUUUACACAGAACUGCCC